AAGUUUUGCUACACGCACACAGAUGUCAGCGGAGUUUCUCAAUCUGUCAGUUUGUUAGGUGGGGUACACUUGAUGGAGGAAGGAGACAUUGGAUACAGCCACCAUGAUUUUCUGACAACUCUCGUGAAGCGACUUCCGAUGAACACUUCUCCCGCCAGCCGUACUGUUUAGUAUUUUAGCCGUUAUACCUGUUAGCUGCUCUCUGCGUUAUUUGACAACUCAAGAACAACACCCGCUACUUCAGAAGAAGUUGCCAUGCUAACCUCAGUUAGCUGCUGCUACUUGACGUAGCUAUGAUUUCUGUGCUACACUUGAAACGGUCAGCGAAAAAGCGGUAAUUUCAUUGUAACGGAUACUUUUCUUUUUUUUUUAAGCUAUAAAGUUAAGAGGCGUUUUAGCCAGCUUCCUGUGCUUGAAAACGAAGCUAUCAAUCUGUCAUAAAAAUGGGACUACACCCGCUGGAGUUUAGUGAGUGCUAUCUGGACAGCCCCAGCUUCAGGGACAAAAUAAAGGCACACGAAGCAGAGCUGGACAAAACUAACAGGUUUAUCAAAGAGCUGUACAAGGAUGGGAAGAACCUCAUCAAUGCAACUAAGCAACUUGGGAUGGCACAGCGAAAGUUUGCCCAGUGCCUGGGAGAGUUUCAGUUUGAGUACAUUGGAGAUGCAAAGACGGAUGAUGAGAAGUGUAUUGAUGAGUCUUUGCAAGAGUUCUCCUCAUUCCUCAAAAACCUAGAAGACCAAAGAGAACUGAUGAUGAGAAACAUCACAGAAACUUUAAUGAAACCCCUGGAGAAGUUCAGGAAAGAGCAUCUCGGUACAGUAAGGGCGGAAAGAAAGAGGUAUGAGAAAGAGACAGAGAAAUACUACAGCUCUCUGGAAAAGCUUCUGAAUAUGUCAGCAAGGAAGAAAGAACCCCAACUACAAGAGGCAGACAUCCAGGUGGAAACCAUGAGGCAGCACUUUCAGGAGGAGUCACUGGACUAUGUGUGCAAACUGCAGGAGAUCCAAGAGAGAAAGAAGUUUGAGUGUGUGGAGCCGAUGCUGGCCUUCUUCCAGACAGUCUUCACUUUCUAUCAUCAAGGCUUCGAGCUUGCCAAGGACUUUGAUCAUUAUAAAAGAGCACUGCAGAUCAAUAUUCAGAAUACAAGGAAUCGAUUUGAGGGCGCACGGUCAGAGGUGUACGAGCUGAUGAAGAGGAUCAGGGAGGCACCCCAAGAAUAUAGACAGACCAGCCCUAUCAGUUGUGAGGGCUACCUCUACGUACAGGAAAAACGGCCACCUCCCUUUGGUUCAAGUUGGGUCAAACGCUACUGCACAUUUGUCAAAGAGCAGAAGAUCCUGCACAUGGUGACCUUUGACCACAGAUCUGGUGGGAAGAUUGGUGAGACAGAGUCUGUCACGUUGAAAUCCUGUCUCCGCAAAACAACUGACAUGUUGGAUAGGAGGUUCUGCUUAGAUCUUGACAUAACUGAUCGGCCGGGGACGGUGCUAACAGUACAGGCCCUGUCAGAGGAUGACCAUAAGUUCUGGAUGCAGGCCAUGGGUGGGAAGGAACCUAUUGGACACUACCUUGGGAGAACUCUUUCUAAAGAAAGAGGAAUUGAUGCCCAGCUGGAUGAUGUGGGUUUAAGUUUUGUGAAGAACUCCAUCAGCGCCAUUGAGACCAGAGGUAUUAAUGAUCAAGGCCUGUACAGAGUUGUUGGGGUGAGCUCCAAGGUCCAGAAGCUUCUCUCGUUAAUGAUUGAUGAGAAGAGCAAUGAAGUGGAUCUGUCUGCCAGUGAGGACUGGGAUGUAAAGACAAUAACAAGUGCACUGAAGCUUUAUCUAAGGAGCCUCCCUGAGCCACUGAUGACCUAUGGACUUUACAAGGAGUUCAUCAGCCCUGCGAAGGGUGGUAGUCCAGAGUCUCGUAUCCAAGCCGUCCACUGCCUGGUCCACAAACUACCGGAGAGGAAUCGACAAGUCCUCGGGCUGCUUAUGAAGCAUCUGGCCAAUGUGGCGGCCCACAGCAAACAGAAUCUGAUGACUGUGGCCAACCUGGGCGUGGUGUUUGGCCCCACAUUAAUGAGGCCACAGGAGGAGACUGUUGCUGCCAUCAUGGAUCUCAAGUUCCAGAACAUUGUGGUGGAAAUCCUCAUUGAACACCAUGAAAAGAUCUUUGCAGAUGCUCCCGAGUCAUGCCCUCUUUCACCUGCUGCCCCAGUAUUCUCCGCUCCCACAAGGCAGUCCAAGAAGCUGAGUCGACAGAAUCGGCCCCUGGCUGUCUACAAUCCACAAGCCCUAGACAUUCAGAAUGCAGUUGCAGAUAGCUCCAGUCUAGCUACAGAUGAGACAUCAAUGGGCAGCAAUGAGUCUGUAUCGUCCCAGUCUUCAUCAGCGUCGACCUCAGAGACGCCUGCAGAGAAGAGUGACCAUGCCCCGCUGAACAUCAGCCUCAGCUCAGGCAGCAACUCUGGAGCUGCAGCAGCUUCGUGGUCCACUCCUGGAGCAUCAGCAGAGAGUGGAGAGAGCCAGCCUGCUGCCACCACAACUGCCUCAGAUAAAGAAAAAUCAGAGGAGAGUGUCACCAGCAGGAAAGCCAAGGCAGUGUACCCAUGUGAGGCUGAGCACGACUCUGAGCUCUCCUUCCAGGUCGGCGCAAUAUUCAACGCCGUGACCCAGUCGAGAGAGCCGGGCUGGCUAGAGGGGGAGCUGGAGGGAAAGAGGGGCCUCAUCCCUGAAAACUAUGUGGAGAUGCUGUAGCCCCACACGGAAAUAUUUAUGGACAAGUUUUCACCUUCACUGGGAAAAGAAUGUGGAGAUGCAUGUGCCUCAACUCCAAAAUUCACAGAAAAGCCUUGUUUAUCCCCCAGAAAAAACCUCUCAAGCAAGUGAUGUAUGUUAUUAGUGGUGGACUAUUCUUGAUACAUAAGUCUAUGCAUUUUGCCUGGCUAGUAGACUUUGUGAUGCAUGUGCAAGCAUGUUUCUUUGUUUGGAUUUACUUCAGCUGAGUAUUCCCAGUGAAUUUCAGCAUUGUAAUUCCAAAAUGGGUUUGCACUUAACAAUGUUCUGCUGUAUACAAAGAUGCUGUAGCCUCUAAACAUUCAAGUGACUUUGUAGCAGCACCAGAGAAAGGAGUGCCUCUCUGAUGAAGGCCUCGCUCUCUCCUCUGCCCCGUUAUACAUGGUAUCCAUGAGCUCCUCAAGUCAAACAACGAUUCUCAGAAACCAUAAGGUAGAAUGUCAGCACUCACAUCACUGCAGCUUUUCACCCUCUUGACAAUGAUGCACGCAAAUUAGUUUUUAGUCAUUAAAAGAUAAGCCAUACCUACGUGCCUUAAUCACCAGAACACCCAAGUAUAAAUGUAUGUACGGGUAUGUAUGAAACUGAAUUGGAGGGUUACUGCUUUCACAAUGUUUCAUUUCUGGCAUUUUUAAAAUUAUUUAGAUACUAUUAAUGGGGCACAUUGCUGCUGUAAUUUUAUUCUAUUUAAUUGGCACAAUGAUUGCAUGACUUUUGAAUUUCAAAUACACUCUGUACUGUUUUGUUUUUGGUACACUUCUUUACAGAAACACAGUGAAACACCUCUUUGAUGCCGGAUGAACCCUCAUGUGUUAAACACUAGCAUCAGACAGAUUCAACAGAGGUAAAUGUCAGUAGAUAGCAAUGAUUGAAACCAAGUGUUUUUCCUGUCAAAUUAUCUGUUAAUGUUCGUUUUAAAGUUUAUUUUUAACGUUGCUCAGCUUCCUCUGAGCAGAGAAAUGAGACACUCCCACACAGUUGAAAUUUUAGUUUGAAUUUUUAUCCUUAUUUUAUCUUCAACUUCGGUGGAGGAAGUGAUUAGACGUUCCGUUCACUGUAUAUAGCCUGAAAGAGUUAUGACUGCCAAGUAUAUUACACAAAUCUCCGUUAUGUGAUGGACAGGUUUUGACUUUUUAUCAAACUUGUUUAAGCAUGUACACACCAAACAUUACACGUCAUCCCUCAGCUGUUCAACAGUACACUUUAAUUUUUCUGAGAGCUUUGGUUCAGCAGAUUGUUUGUGUUUUGAGUUGCGGUUGCAAUAAUUUAAAGACAAUGAUUCAUGACAUUUGUAAAGGGCCUUGACUUCUUUCAUUUUUAUACCUUUGGGUAUCUUCUUGAUCAAUGUUAAACAAAUAAAGAUUUCUUUUUGUUCUUUACA
Molecule: messenger RNA, 4164 nt
Organism: Lates calcarifer (barramundi perch)
Lineage: Eukaryota; Metazoa; Chordata; Actinopteri; Centropomidae
Gene: arhgap10
Product: Rho GTPase activating protein 10
Exons: 23
Coding region: 444-2744 (766 amino acids)
Biological process (GO): signal transduction
Cellular component (GO): cytoplasm
Molecular function (GO): protein binding; GTPase activator activity
Source: RefSeq, a predicted model, not a curated record